AUGCUUCUUUACUCUGUGUGGCAGACUACCUCUACGAAGAAUGAAGUUUAUCCCAGCUUUGGCGUGGAAGAGGACAAAUUGGCCACGCUGGCUACCUGCGCCGGCGUCUGCCGCCUCUGGUUCGAUGCGGCCGUGCUGCUGCUCUGGGCGCACCGCGGCGAGCCUUACUUCGCGGACACGCUUCUGGAGACGUUUGAGCCGAUUGAGUCGGAGCGGUGGCAGAGCUACGCCGACCGCAUGAACCCCGGGCUUUCCUAUUACUUGACCCGGCAGGGCACGUGGGCCAUGACUCCUGGUGGGUUCGGACGGAGGUCUUAUACCGGGUAUGGAGAUGCCGAACUCGGCGGGGGUGAAGAACCUGUACCCAGGUCUUAA
Molecule: messenger RNA, 375 nt
Organism: Akanthomyces muscarius
Lineage: Eukaryota; Fungi; Ascomycota; Sordariomycetes; Hypocreales; Cordycipitaceae
Exons: 2
Coding region: 1-375 (124 amino acids)
Source: RefSeq, a predicted model, not a curated record